Procambarus clarkii (red swamp crayfish) is the source of this 2370-nucleotide messenger RNA. RefSeq names its product Autophagy-related 7 (gene Atg7). Gene Ontology annotation, cellular component: cytoplasm; phagophore assembly site. Gene Ontology annotation, biological process: autophagy of mitochondrion; C-terminal protein lipidation; cellular response to nitrogen starvation. The record is from RefSeq and is a predicted model, not a curated record. Gene Ontology annotation, molecular function: Atg12 activating enzyme activity; Atg8 activating enzyme activity. Lineage: Eukaryota; Metazoa; Arthropoda; Malacostraca; Decapoda; Cambaridae.
GUCAGUGUGUUACCAGCAGCGCGAGUGAGUGGAUGUGUUGCAGUCUUUCUCCAAUCUUUGUUUACAUAUAGCUGCACAUUGCCAAAGAAUGGAAGAACCCUCGAUCCUAAAAUUUGCUCCCUUCAGCUCGGCUGUUGAUGCUGGGUUCUGGCAUAAAUUCACUCAGCUCAAGCUGGACGUUCUUCAUCUGAGUGAAGAUGCUAUACCUAUUACUGGGUAUUACGUAAAUAGUGAUGCUCCUGGACUGCCGUCACGUCUUGGUGUGGAAUAUGAUGCACUUGAUAAAAACAAAUCGCCAUCCAAGUGGUCGUGUUCUGCCGUGGGAACUCUCAUCAACACCAAUACUGUGGAAGAGUUUCGUAACAGAGAUAAACAAGAGAUAUUGAAGGCAUCAGCUACUGUUCUGUGGGAUGCCAUAAUUUCAAACAGUGCCUUGGAAAAUCCUUCAAUUUUGACUUCGUUUUUAAUGUUUACCUUUGCUGAUCUCAAGAAAUACCACUACUACUACUGGUUUGCAUUUCCAGCUUUUACAUUACCAAAAACUAUCCCUUUGAUAAAGGAGCCACGGUGUCUUUCAGCUAUACUGACAGAUAAACAGAUUGCUUUACUUUUGUUGGCAUGUGAAGGACUAGGAACAGAUGUGCAUCAGGGCUUCUUCACAUUCACUCAGUAUGGCAAUGAAUUUGGCAUCCAUCCACUCGGGGACUAUCCACAUAUAAGAACUGCUGCUAGGGGGACUGACAAAGAUGUGUUCUUGGCCUUCUCUGACCCAUGUACCUUGCCGCACAACCCAGGAUGGCCUCUGCGUAACCUGCUUACUCUGGUAGCCUUAAAAUGGUCAAACUUGUGGUCCACUCACAAGAUUCUGUGCCUGCGAAUACGAAUAAGAAACGGCAUUAAAGAUGCAACUCACAGUCUUGUACUUGAAGUGGAUUUAGGAAGGAUAGAUGACCCAGACAAUCCACCUGACUUGCCACCAUUUCUUGGCUGGGAGAAGAACGAGCGGGGCAAAAUGGGACCUCGCAUGGUGAAUUUGUCUGCCAGUAUGGACCCAACAAAACUUGCCGAGUCUGCAGUGGAUCUGAACCUUAAAUUAAUGCGGUGGAGAGUAGCUCCGCAGCUUGAUUUACCCAUCAUCCAAAACACACGGUGCCUUCUCUUGGGUUCGGGGACACUUGGUUGUUCUGUGGCACGGUGCCUUUUGGCUUGGGGUGUUCGACACAUGACCCUGCUGGAUAGUGGAAAGGUGUCGUAUAGCAAUCCUGUGCGGCAAAAUCUCUUCACUUUCAAAGACUGCCUAAAUAGCGGGAAAUACAAAGCUUUAGCAGCUGCAGAAGCCCUUGCAGAGAUCUACCCCAGAGUGAAUUGUAAAGGUGUGGUGGUAAAUAUUCCAAUGCCUGGACACACUGUAAGCGAGAGCCUUGAACAGCAAGUGAGAGGUGACGUGGCCACUCUUGAGCAGCUUAUUGACGAACACGACGUUAUCUUUCUUCUGAUGGACUCUCGUGAGAGUAGAUGGCUUCCUACGUUACUAGGUGCUGCCAAGUGCAAGCUAGUGCUGACUGCAGCCUUGGGUUUCGAUUCUUAUUUGGUGAUACGUCAUGGCUUCCGGUGCAAGGAAAAGCAAAGAGAGGAAGGCUCGGCCGGCAGCAAAGCUUCAGAGAGGAAUUUCACUGCUCUACGAGGGUGUAUCCCAGGAAACCUGCUUGGGUGUUACUUCUGUAAUGAUGUCGUUGCUCCAGGAGAUUCAACCCAUGACCGUACGCUUGAUCAGCAGUGUACCGUUACUCGUCCUGGUGUUUCGUACUUGGCUGCUGCUCAUGUUACAGAGUUGAUGGUUUCAAUUCUCCAGCAUCCAGACAGAGGGCUUGCCGAAGCAAGCCUGAAUGACGCUGAUGUCAAAGAAGGGGUAUUAGGUCCAGUACCUCAUUCUAUACGAGGGUUUUUAGGAAGACAUAAGCUUUUAACUCCUGCUUCAACAGCAUUUCAACAGUGCUCUGGUUGUUCUGAUAAGGUGAUAGCAGCAUACAAAGAAGGUGGUUUUGAGUUUCUAGUGAAGGUCUUCAACUCUCCAGCAUAUCUAGAAGAAGUCUCGGGUCUUAGUGAGCUGCACCAAUGUGUUGAUGAUUCACAGAUCUGGGAACUGACUGACAGCGAAGAAGAGGCAGAGUGAGAAGUCAAUGAUUAAAUUUAGUCAUCAUCUUCAUAUGGUUGAAAUCCAAAUUUAAGUUUUGUAGCAAAAUUGUAAAAGUGUUGAGUCAAAGUUUGAUAUGUUCAGCUUGCUAAAUAUUUAAACUAUUGUAGUAAAAAUGAACGUGUUUAUCUUUAUUAUAUGUAACUUUAUCAAUAAAUAUGUACUGUAAGCCUAAA